UUGUGCGCGAAACACAAAUGUAAAUGAUGUGGAGCGCGGUGAUGAUAUCGGUGAUGUGUUCAAGAAGUCGAGAUGACAUUACUUCUAACGUAAAGAGAUGAGUUCCUUCAAACCAUUCUUUUGAUGAUCUGCAGUAUUUUCGACAAUGAGCAACAUCCAGAUAAACCGCUCCACGCGAUUCUGUUAUCGUUAUCGCUUUGUACUGUACGCAGCAUUGGCAAUUGUUGGUAUUCAGUGUUUAGUCGCGUGGAGUUUCUUGACUAUUGACAGUGAGGAACGAGCGGCAGAGUUACGGCGGCAAGCCCGUCGAGGAGAUGGUGGUCAUCAUAACCCAGAUGCGGCUUCUUUGAACAACAGAUUAGAAGUACAUGUAAGGGCUGAAGAGAAAACUAUAGAUGAUGGAAAGGAUCCCCCAGGACGAAUAAAAGAUGAACAACCACCUUCAUUGGAACUUCACAAACAAUUUGAUUAUCAAAGGACGAUAGUACCGAAGGUUGAACUGUCUCCCAAACAUGAAACAUUACCGCUUGACAGGAGGCGGAAUAGAGUGGGGUUGGGUAAGGGUGUGGGUAGGGGCAUGGCCGAGGGUGUGGUCAAGGGUGUGGUCAAGGGCGAGGCUGAAGGGAUAGGAAGGGAGCCUAUAGAUCAAGAAGUGUCAAAUCAACUCGGAAACAGUGCUCACAAAGCGAACCCCAUUCAUCAAGAAGCAGACAUCGUCACCAGCAACUCUUCGAAAUCACAGCGAUACCGCAGCAAGUUAGUUAAAGUUACACCAACGGGGAAUGCAACGCUCGUCCUGGAGUAUAUGUCCAAGUGCCCCAUUGAAAGCAAAGAUGCCAUAUCAGCACUGAGUCGUGCAAAAACAAAUGAAUGCAAACAGGAUAUUACCAACACGGUCUGUGCCACUUCUGAAAGAAACUUAUAUCCUCUUUCUUUGCCUCGCCAUUGUCCGUUUUCAGGGAAGUUUGCCAAUGAGAUAGAGAGCGAUGGUAACUUUAUGUCGAUGGAUCAGGAGAGGGCUAGAAUAGCUUAUGUACUGGUCGUCCAUGGUCGUGCACUCAGGCAAGUCAGGAGGCUGAUCAGACUUCUCUACCAUCGAGAUCAUUUCUUCUACAUCCAUGUUGAUCAGCGUUCAGAUUACCUCCACCGUGAGCUGAGUGCCAUCGCAGAGAAGUUCACCAAUAUCCGCAUUACACCGUGGCGCUAUGCAACUAUCUGGGGCGGAGCUAGUCUACUUCAGGUCUACGUUAGAGCUAUGGAGGAUCUGCUUCAAAUGAACGAUGUCAAAUGGGACUUCUUCAUCAAUCUCAGCGAGUCCGACUUUCCCAUCAGAACUAAUGAGCUCCUGGUUGGCUUUCUGUCAAAGAAUCGAAGAUACAACUUUCUUAAAUCUCAUGGUCGAGAUGAUAGCAGUCGAUUCAUUAAGAAGCAAGGAUUGGACCGAUUAUUUUAUGAAUGUGAUAACCACAUGUGGCGUAUCGGUGACAGGGAGCUACCUAAAGGCAUUCACAUGGAUGGUGGAUCAGACUGGAUUACUGUUAAUCACGAGUUCUCAAAAUACAUCGCGCAAGGCAAUGAUAGUCUGCUCAAUGGACUCAAACAAUUCUACAAAUAUACUCUUCUACCAGCUGAGUCUUUUUUCCACACGGUACUCCAGAACAGUAAACUGUGCAAUACUCUGGUGGAUAACAAUCUUAGAGUGACUAACUGGAAGAGAAAACUUGGUUGUCAAUGUCAAUAUAAAGAGAUUGUGGAUUGGUGUGGAUGCUCACCUAAUGACUUUAAACCAGCAGAUUUCUACAAAAUCAAAACGACGCGUCCAGCAUAUUUUGCCCGUAAAUUUGAGCCUGUCAUUAACCAAGAGGUGAUAAAUCAGCUCGAUACCUGGCUUUAUGGCAACUAUCCCGUCGGUACACCGGGUGUUGAUUUCUAUUGGCAGAACAGUUUCCACGAAGAGGAUACACGCACUCUGGCCUCAGAUGGAGAGAAAACUUUCUACCAUGCCAUUGUGAGACUUAUGGCCAAGUAUAUCAACAUAGCAGUCAAGGGGGGUUUGCAGGAGAAGGAAUGUAGGUUCAAAGUGAUGCCUCAACCUUACCAAGUCCACUAUCUAUUCCAACGUGACAAGUUUCAAGGACUGGUAGCAUCGGUCAAAGGUUAUGCAGAAAAUGGACAGUCAACUCUAAUGGAAGCAUGGUUAUCGCCUCAGAAACAAUACAGAGUAGUCAACGAAAUUGGCCCCUACAAGCGGCUUCUUAGUAUGGAGGUUGGACUGGUCUUUGAUCCCAAAGAGCGAGUCUUCCGCAAGUUUGAGGGGGUGAUUGGACCUCAUGAUGACCCAACAAUCUUCAUCAGAUGGAGUCUAGGAGAAGCUUUCACUGUAACCCUCACGUGGUUUGACCCUACCGAUCACAUCGCUGCAUCGUUUGAUACCGGCGUCGAGCACGAUAGGGAGGAAACACAUCACAAACCUGAGUUCCAUAAACCUUUACGUCCUGGUCGCUGGACCGUUAGACUACUCUUCAACUGGAUGAUCGUCACAGAAGUCGACUUUCUUGUUGUACCUCUUUCAAUUAAAAAUGGCAUUACAAUCAAAGGAGAAGGUGGUUAUCAAAUCAAUAAUGGUCCUCCGAAUAAUGCGUAUGUUUCCAAGGACUUCUCCGCCAUGCGCUACAUGUUUACGCUUCGUGACACGCCCGUGUUGCUGGCAGAAGCCAAUGAGAGAGCCCGUAAACAAGGCUCAGAGUUGUUGGAGUGGAUAGACUCUGAGAUAGAGCACUUUUGGAAUGUCAUGGCAUUCUGUACAUCUUAUCCAUCGCAACCAAUUAGAACAAAGAUGAGUGACUUUGAAGAAGACGAGGAGGCCGAGCAACAACAAUGCGAACAAUUUAGGCCGUGUGAACAACAGCAUUGGAGCUCCCUUUCUCCAGAUCCCAAAUCCGAGCUUGGGCUUAUAAAACCAAAUGGAAGGAUUAGAUGAUAUCACUGUAUAUUGCCGUUUCUAUGCUUGCCAAUACUUUUCUGCAGUACUUUUCACAGUCACAAAUCAUAAAUAUAUAUACAUUCUAUCAGAGAAACUGCAUAUCAACCCUUUUUUUAAAACUAGGUGUAGAAAUGAAAUAUGUGGAUUUAUAACAUGAUGAAGUGUCUUAUGUAUUGUGAUGUCUGUAAACUAGGUUGGAGUUGCAGAUAAGAAGUCUACAUCAUUACAUGUCUGUUUAUGUGUGAUCAACUGCAUACUCAUAAUCCAUCAUCAUGUUGAAACUCAGUUUCUUUCUUGAUAUUAUUUUCAAACUCCUCGUCUUCCAAAAGGACUCCAACUCAACCAAAUGUCGGAUUUAUAUUUUAUUAUUCCGUUGAUUACAGAAUUAUUUAAAUCCCUUAGAUGAAGUUCAGGCAUCCUCUGGAUCCAGUAGGCAAUGAGUUAAAUGUAAGGUUCAAUAGUGGGGUAGUUAAUGCUUUAGAUAUUUACGGCCAGGUCACACCGCCUUAGAAUUGUUGGAGCGGUCGUGGAGUGGAGAGAAAAAAAAUCAUCACCA
This is a messenger RNA of Lytechinus variegatus (green sea urchin), 3539 nucleotides long. RefSeq names its product xylosyltransferase 1-like. Gene Ontology annotation, molecular function: protein xylosyltransferase activity. The transcript is spliced from 10 exons. Lineage: Eukaryota; Metazoa; Echinodermata; Echinoidea; Temnopleuroida; Toxopneustidae. The coding region runs from base 146 to 2980 and encodes 944 amino acids. The record is from RefSeq and is a predicted model, not a curated record. Gene Ontology annotation, biological process: chondroitin sulfate proteoglycan biosynthetic process; heparan sulfate proteoglycan biosynthetic process. Gene Ontology annotation, cellular component: membrane.